Molecule: messenger RNA, 459 nt
Organism: Dentiscutata erythropus
Lineage: Eukaryota; Fungi; Glomeromycota; Glomeromycetes; Diversisporales; Gigasporaceae
Source: the annotation of a GenBank genome assembly
AUGGCUAUAGAUGGAAGAAAUGAAGUUAUGGUUAUAGAAGAAGAGUUAGGCGGACUAAAUUCAAGUAAUCAAUCAAUUUCAGAAGAUAUUGAAGAAAAUAUAGAGCCAUCAUUUUUACUAAGGAAGAAACGUCGUAUGUAUUCAAAUUUUCAAUUAAACUUAGAUUUGACAAGUGAUGAAGAAGAGUUUGAAGAAAUAGAUGAAGAAUUAAACAAUAAUUUAGUUAAGCGAUUCAAUGAAGAAUCAGGCGAAGAAGCUGAAGAAUUAGCUGAAGAAAUAGAAGAAUCAACAAAAGAGUCAGAUAAUGAAUGGCAUGAUGAAGAGUUAGAUGAACGAUUAGCAAAGGAAAAAAUUUAUAGUGAUAGUAAUGAAUUUGAAGACUAUUCUGCACCAAAUAUUGAUGAUAAUGAUCAGACUGGAUUUAAACCUAACUUUAAUCCACCUUUAGAAUAUGAAUAG